Prosopis cineraria is the source of this 3148-nucleotide messenger RNA. RefSeq names its product coatomer subunit gamma. The record is from RefSeq and is a predicted model, not a curated record. The coding region runs from base 174 to 2837 and encodes 887 amino acids. The transcript has 18 exons. Gene Ontology annotation, molecular function: structural molecule activity. Lineage: Eukaryota; Viridiplantae; Streptophyta; Magnoliopsida; Fabales; Fabaceae. Gene Ontology annotation, biological process: intracellular protein transport; endoplasmic reticulum to Golgi vesicle-mediated transport; protein secretion. Gene Ontology annotation, cellular component: Golgi membrane; endoplasmic reticulum; COPI vesicle coat.
GCCCCAUCCUGAGCUCCGAGUCCGAGCCCUCUUUGUGCGUUAGUGGGGGCAUUUCCUCCUUCGUUCACCUCGCUUACUCCUGAUUUCUCAACUCCACUGGCGCCUAUCGAGAGAGGCACAGAUCCAGCCUAGCUUUCUAGCUCCCAGAUCUUUUAGAUUCACCUGCUCCGGCGAUGGCUCAGCCGCUUGUGAAGAAGGACGACGAUCGGGACGAUGAAGCUGAGUAUUCUCCCUUUCUGGGAAUUGAGAAGGGUGCUGUUCUUCAAGAAGCCAGGGUUUUCAAUGACCCACAACUUGAUGCUAGGAGAUGUUCCCAGGUUAUCACAAAACUUUUAUACCUAUUGAAUCAAGGAGAGACAUUUACCAAGAUUGAAGCCACAGAAGUUUUCUUUGCUGUGACUAAGCUUUUCCAAUCUAGGGAUAUUGGGCUGAGGAGGAUGGUCUACCUGAUGAUAAAGGAGCUUUCUCCCUCAGCAGAUGAGGUUAUAAUUGUGACAAGCUCCCUCAUGAAGGACAUGAAUAGCAAGACUGAUAUGUAUAGGGCAAAUGCUAUUCGUGUACUUUGUCGAAUUACAGAUGGAACCCUCCUUGCCCAAAUCGAGAGGUAUUUGAAACAAGCAAUUGUCGAUAAGAAUCCAGUUGUUGCAAGUGCAGCCCUAGUUAGUGGCAUUCAUCUCCUACAGACAAAUCCUGAGAUUGUGAAAAGGUGGAGCAAUGAGGUUCAAGAAGCUGUUCAAUCAAGAGCAGCUCUUGUGCAGUUUCAUGCACUUGCUUUGCUACAUCAGAUAAGGCAGAAUGAUCGCCUAGCUGUUAGCAAGUUGGUUACCAGCUUGACGAGGGGAACUGUUCGCUCACCCUUGGCCCAAUGCCUUUUGAUCCGUUAUACCAGUCAGGUUAUUCGUGAGUCAAGCAAUAAUACACAAACGGGGGACCGUCCGUUUUAUGAUUUUCUUGAGAGCUGCCUUCGCCACAAAUCAGAGAUGGUGAUUUUUGAGGCAGCCAGAGCAAUUACUGAGCUCAAUGGUGUAACAAAUCGGGAGUUAACUCCUGCAAUUACUGUUCUUCAGCUCUUUCUAAGUUCUUCUAAACCAGUCUUGAGAUUUGCUGCUGUUCGCACUUUGAACAAGGUAGCAAUGACACAUCCCAUGGCUGUCACCAACUGCAACAUUGAUAUGGAAAGUUUAAUCUCUGACCAAAACAGAAGCAUUGCCACACUUGCAAUAACUACGCUGUUGAAGACAGGAAAUGAAUCCAGUGUGGACCGUCUUAUGAAGCAGAUUACAAAUUUUAUGUCAGAUAUCGCUGAUGAGUUCAAAAUUGUUGUUGUUGAUGCCAUAAGAUCACUGUGUUUAAAAUUUCCCUUGAAAUAUCGAUCUCUGAUGAACUUCUUGAGUAACAUUCUUCGGGAAGAAGGUGGAUUUGAGUACAAGAAGGCAAUCGUAGAUUCAAUUGUGAUUCUAAUAAGAGAUAUCCCAGAUGCAAAGGAGAGUGGGUUGCUUCAUCUUUGUGAGUUCAUUGAAGAUUGCGAAUUCACCUAUUUGUCCACACAGAUACUGCACUUCCUGGGAGUUGAAGGACCAAAAACUUCUGACCCCAGCAAAUAUAUACGUUACAUAUAUAAUAGAGUGCAUCUUGAGAACGCAACUGUCAGGGCCAGUGCUGUUAGCACUUUGGCAAAGUUUGGUGCUGCAGUUGAAUCAUUGAAGCCCCGGAUAUUCGUUCUGCUGAGGCGAUGUCUUUUUGACAGUGAUGAUGAGGUUCGUGAUAGGGCAACACUUUAUCUUAAUACACUUGGAGGAGAUGACACAGUUUUUGAGACUGAUAAAGAUGUUAAGGACUUCCUCUUUGGUUAUUUUGAUAUCCCCCUCAUGAAUCUGGAGAAUAGUUUGAAAAAUUAUGAGCCUUCGGAAGAACCUUUUGACAUCAACUCUGUGCCUAGGGAGGUUAAGUCUCAGCCACUUGCAGAGAAGAAGGCGCCAGGCAAAAAGCCAACUGGUUUGGGUGCUCCUCCAAGUGGCCCUCCAUCAACUGCAGAUGCAUAUGAAAGGCUGCUGUCCUCCAUUCCCGAGUUUGCAAACUUUGGGAAGCUCUUCAAGUCCUCACCGCCUGUGGAACUUACUGAAGCAGAGACAGAAUAUGCUGUCAAUGUUGUUAAGCACAUUUUUGAUAGGCAUGUGGUGUUCCAGUAUAACUGCACAAACACCAUACCAGAGCAAUUACUGGAAGAUGUUACCGUAAUUGUAGAUGCCUCAGAUGCGGAGGAAUUUUCUGAGGUUUUCUCCAAGCCUCUCAGAUCUCUUCCUUAUGAUUCACCUGGGCAGACAUUUGUGGCUUUUGAGAAGCCAGAAGGAUUGCCAACUGUUGGAAAAUUUACCAACAUUCUGAAAUUUAUUGUUAAAGAGGUUGACCCAUCCACCGGUGAGGCAGAAGAUGAUGGUGUUGAAGAUGAAUACCAGCUUGAGGAUUUGGAUGUUGUUGCAGCCGAUUACAUGUUGAAAGUGGGAGUGUCUAAUUUUAGAAAUGCAUGGGAAAACAUGGAUCCUGAUGCUGAGCGAGUGGAUGAAUAUGGGCUUGGCCCAAGAGAGAGCUUGGCGGAGGCUGUAAAUACCGUCAUCAAUCUACUUGGCAUGCACCCUUGUGAGGGCACAGAGACUGUCCCACCCAAUGCAAGGUCACACACAUGUCUAUUGUCUGGUGUAUUUAUAGGGAGUGUAAAGGUGCUUGUGCGCUUGUCCUUUGGACUCGACGGUCCAAAGGAUGUUGCGAUGAAACUGGCGGUUAGAUCGGAGGAUGAAUCUGUCAGUGAUGCCAUCCACGAGAUUGUAGCGAGCGGCUAGUUAAUCCUACAGAUAUGAUUCUUUUUGUUCUGGAUAGUGAAUGCAAUUGGAGUUAAACAGUCCCAUAGAUAGGCUUGUGUAAAGAAUUGCAAUAUAGUACUCAAUUGGGCAAUAUAUGGAGUUCUCUGCCAUUGCUGCAUGAUUGUUAAAUGAGCCAUGUUAGUUCAAGUAACAGGUUCGGCUUAUUGAAGUGACUUGCACUCUCAUGAUUAUACGUGAUUGUUUUCCUUGUUGGCCAAUGUAUUAUGAAUUUUGAGGCGUUGCCUAGAUUUCUGUGUCCUUGAUUAAUUGAAUAUCUGUCAAUUUGUCAA